Molecule: messenger RNA, 171 nt
Organism: Colletotrichum scovillei
Lineage: Eukaryota; Fungi; Ascomycota; Sordariomycetes; Glomerellales; Glomerellaceae
Exons: 1
Coding region: 1-171 (56 amino acids)
Source: RefSeq, a predicted model, not a curated record
AUGGCACCUACUUCAAUCUUCCGCGUUAGCUCUGCCCUUAACGCUAUACUCCUCACCUGCAUCAUCCUCAAGCAUGUUGCGUUGGGCGUCGCGCAUUCUACAAUGCGCAAUGCUUGCAUGGUCGUUCUCAUGCCCUUCAUGUUCUUCCACAUUGCCAUCAUCGAAGGCUGA